Messenger RNA from Aegilops tauschii subsp. strangulata, 953 nucleotides. RefSeq lists its product as uncharacterized. Lineage: Eukaryota; Viridiplantae; Streptophyta; Magnoliopsida; Poales; Poaceae. The record is from RefSeq and is a predicted model, not a curated record.
CAUCUGAGCGAGCGAGGGCACCACCACCGGUCACACAGGGAGAGAAAGCGUCCGAACUUCGAACCACCCCGCAAUGGCGUCGCCGCCGGCGACGUGGUCGGUCACCGCGUGCCUUACUUACCGUGGCGGGCUGGAGAUCCGCGCCGCCGCGAAGAACGUCCUCCCCGGCUGGGGCCACGGCGGCGAGCGCCUCUCCUUCCUCCUCCGCCUCCGCCGCCGCCUCCGCCUCGCCGUCACCUCCCAGUGCGGCCGCGCCCCCGCGCCCGCAGAUCCCGACAAGAAGCCGCGCGGCCUCAGGCUCCUCCGCUCGCUGCGGACCGGGCUCCCCUGCAUUUGGCGCCGGAAGAAGCCGCCGCGCGCCGCCGCGGCCAUGCCGGGUUCUCGCUCUCAGGCGAUCCCCUCUCUGCUGAAGGAUCGAGCUUUGAUGCGGCCGGCGACGACGGUGGCGCUGUGCUCCGUCGCCGCGCUCGCCGUCGCUGCGGCUUCUGUCGCGGCGCUUCGCCUCGUGGCUGGGUUCUUGACACCGAGCGCGAGCUGCGUAUCAUGGAGAUGCUUCUUGGCGAAGAAAUUCGUCAGGUUCUUGGGGCCUCCUCUCCUUGAGUGGAUCUCCGAGAUUAGCCUGAAACUUGUGGAUCCUCCUGCUCUCGGCGAGUGGCUCGGGCUCCCGAAGCUUGGCCUGAAGUGGCUCUUCAACAAGUAGGAGAUGUGUUUACUGACAUUGUUUAGCACAGAGCAAAUGAUAGCGGGUGAGCUAGGUCUAGUUUGAUUUAUGAUUAUGAAUUACAGAUGAUUGCAGAGCUAGGUACGGUUCUGGCUGAAGAACAAAGCAAAUAGAAGUAUCCAGGUACUGGGUCUCAUUAGACUCUUCAGUGUGAUCUGCAUGUUGUCUUUGGAGAGCAAAUGUUCACAAUGUCUUGCGCAAGUGGGAAUCAUUGAGAAUGUUGAACUUCAGA